Molecule: messenger RNA, 901 nt
Organism: Brassica oleracea var. oleracea
Lineage: Eukaryota; Viridiplantae; Streptophyta; Magnoliopsida; Brassicales; Brassicaceae
Product: constitutive photomorphogenesis protein 10
Exons: 4
Coding region: 90-641 (183 amino acids)
Source: RefSeq, a predicted model, not a curated record
AGACAUUAUUCUCUCGAAUGGAGUUGGAAGCGAAACGGUGAAGAAGUAAAUGGAUUGGAUAAGCAGAGGAGGAGUAGGGACGACAAGAGAUGAUGACGACACCAGGCGGAAGCGGGAGAUUUAAGCCGUUACCGACGGCGAUGUACGCCGGAUACUCAGGAACGGCGUCGUCUUGGGUAGCGAAGACAUCGGUUUCCGCGUCCGGGAAGAGGAUACAGAGAGAGAUGGCUGAGCUUAACGUGGAUCCGCCUCCCGAAUGCUCAGCUGGACCCAAAGGAGAUAAUCUCUACCAUUGGAUCGCCACCAUCAUUGGUCCCUCGGGGACUCCUUAUGAAGGAGGGAUCUUUUUUCUGGAUAUGAUUUUUCCGUCUGAUUAUCCUUUUAAACCACCAAAGGUGGUGUUCAAGACUCGGAUCUACCAUUGCAAUGUCGACACUGCGGGGAACUUAAGUGUGGAGAUUCUAAGAGACAGUUGGAGUCCGGCUCUUACAAUCACUAAAGUCUUGCAAGCCAUCAGAACCAUCUUCUUAAAACCUGAGCCAUUCAAUCCAGCUUUACCGGUGAUCGCACGGCUCUACUUGUCGGAUAGAGAAAAGCACGAGGAGGUAGCUAAAGAAUGGACAUUGCGAUUUGCCAAGUGAACAAAGUUUGGAAUCUUUUAAUAGGAGAAAAGAAAACAGAGAGAUAUUAUUGUACGUACACCUUUAUUUGAUGAAUGAUCAAUCAAUGCAUCCACCAAAGUGGAACAACAGUGUUAGAUGACCAAGAAAUAUUGUUUGCUCUGAGAAUAGGCAAACCAUACGAGAGUGUAGGACCUAUUCUCAUCAAUAGCUCCAAUUCCAAUCUUGUGUCAAAACUUUUUCUUUGAGAACCAAAGACUAUAUAUGGUUUGAAUUUAACU